UCACCAUCUCGCUCCUACGCCAUCUCCGGAGCAGCUCGAUGGGACUCGGAGAGUUCUUGCUAUACGCGCGACAGAACGUCCCAGACGUGUUUGCGCAUCCGGCCGCAACAAUUUGCCUGAAGAGCCAUGCCGUCUCGACCUACCGAGAGAGCGCCGUCUUCCUCUUUUUGCUUGCUGACUAUAGCGGUCGAAGGUGCUGCGAAAGGGGGCACCUACUCUGUCUCUCCUACCUCCCUCUUUCUCAAGCUUGCCACCAAGACUCCCAUGUUCCUUCUUCUUCCCUAAAUCGUGCUUUCCAUACUACACUCACCAGCCCUUCUACCUCGCGCCCCAGUUCUUCUCACCAUGCUUCACGCAUCCCCAUUCUUCCGGCCCUCGCAUUGCUUAGGGUCCAUUAUUCCUCCAUGUGAGAAUCGUCACCAGAGCAAUUCAGUACCCUUCCCUAGUCGCCGACAUGAUAUCUCUCGUUGCGACCAGGAAGAGGAAGGACGCCCACAAUCCGAGGACAGCCUCUCACGACAAGGGCAAGGUUCGCAUCAUUGACCGAUCCUCAAACGGGAAUGCAGAACCUCUGGUCAAGGCACCUCAUCUGCGGGCCAGCCUGCCAUCCUCUCGCACAUUCUCCAACCUUCGCAGAGGAAGCUUCAAGAUCUUUUCCAUCUUCCGAGGCGCCAAAGGCUCCGGGCUUAGCCCCGCGCCGACGACGACGGACAGCAAUGGCUCCAAUACGAAUACUUCGGAUCACACUCAGCGCGCUGAUGCCGCCCAAGCUGCCCUGCUAGAUCCAAAGGCCCCUCUACAAUGUCCGAGCGUACCUGAGAUCCCCAUGCCGAAAGUGGAACUGACAUUUCGACACGACGCGUCGUCUUUGCUCCAGCUCACUAAUGCGGCGGUGUUCGAUGGCGAAUCUGAGCCUCCCAUGGAGCUUGUACAGCGGCGCCCAGUGGCUUUGCGUACAAGCAGAUCCACGCCUGGACUCUCGCAGCAGCUCAAGAGAAAGCUCUCCUCCAGUCUGCUCCAUAACCCUACCGUCAUACACCGUCCUAAGCUGAAUUCCCGACCCACGGUCCUGACUACAAGCCCAGGCGAGGAAACAGAGGCUGUCUUCGAUGCGCCCCACCCUCAUGGUCCUAUGACAGACGUGGCGUCCCUUCCUUCGCAGCCCUCAAGCUUUUUCGGCAGCAGCAAUCCGCCCCCCAGUCAGUCAACAGCACCUACAUCGUUGGUGUCAUCUGGGGCACCGAGAUCAGGGGAGACUACACAUCGAGGACAGAACGGGUUCCGUCAUGUCUCGACUGGAGGCUCACCACUGUAUGAGCCGCUUUUGGAGCAGCUCGACAACCAGUGGCUGGUGUUCCCUCGCCAGGAUGCGCCGAGGCUUAUGCAGCCAUCCGUUGCGUCCGUCGAGAAAGCUGCCGGUGCGAAGAUUUUCUUCGAAUCCCACUUCAAUGCCCUAUUUGGUACGAAGACCACUCCACGAUCAAUGCGUCGCCGCAAUAUGGAGCGGAAACUAUUUGCUAUGGCGCUUCCGAACGAGCAAAGACAUCAAAAGAGACGGGAGUGGUAUCUAGCGGAGACCUCUUAUCUUCGCGAAACCCGCGUUUUCAAGUCAAAGACUCUAAUUCGGCAAACCACUAAAGGCGUCCAUGCCUCUCAUUACGACAUCGUCAGAGUCCUAGGAAAAGGCAGUUUUGGCGUGGUCCGGCUUGUGCGCGAGAAGAGCGAUGCCGUUGACGAUUCGAACAGCAGCGAUGCGGAACAUGUCUCUACCGUAGACGGCCCUCACGGUCUCGACCCUUCGGAGAGUUCGGUCCUUCGAAAGAGAAAGCAGGUCUACGCAAUGAAGGUGAUUAGGAAGUCGGACAUGCUCCGCAAUAGCCAGGAAGGCCAUUUGCGAGCAGAACGAGAUUUCCUUGUCGCUUCGGAAAAUUCUCGGUGGGUCGUUCCGCUUAUUACCAGCUUCCAGGACAACAACAACCUUUAUCUCGUCAUGGAGUACAUGGUUGGUGGUGAUUUCCUCGGUCUCCUACUGCGAGAAGACAUCUUGGAUGAGACUGUUGCCAAAUGGUACAUUGCCGAGAUGAUCUUGUGCAUUGAAGAAGCGCACAAGAUGAAUUGGAUUCAUCGCGACGUCAAGCCCGACAACUUCCUCAUAACCGCGUCUGGCCAUCUCAAAAUCUCCGACUUCGGCCUUGCCUUCGAUGGUCACUGGACCCACAAUCAGACGUACUAUAACGAACAACGAUAUAGUCUCUUGCGCGAUCUGAAUCUUCAUGUCCAGGGCGAUGCGCAAGACUGCGAAGAGGAAAGGGACCGGCAAGAGACGCGGAAGACAUUUGACCUCAUCAACGGCAAAAUGACUGCUCGCGGGAGAUUCGAAGCCGAGCAAGACGGAGCGAGUGGGCCUAUUCUCGACUGGCUUAACCGUACCCAGCGACGACAGUUUGCGAAGAGCGUUGUCGGGACAAGUCAAUACAUGGCGCCGGAGGUCAUUCGGGGAGAGAGCUACGACGGCCGGUGUGACUGGUGGAGCAUCGGCAUCAUUCUUUACGAAUGUCUUUACGGAUGCACUCCAUUCUUCUGCGACAACCGACAGGCUACUAAGCAAAGGAUCCUGGACCACAAACGCUGGCUGAAAUUCCCACCUGAACAGCGAUACGCACGGCCGAACAUCGACCGCGUGCCUCUGAUGGCAGUGACCCGAAACGCUAUUGACCUGAUGAUGCGGCUAUUAGAAGAGAGGACAGAUCGGCUUUCAGCGAAGCGAUAUCGGGAGAAUGACUGGGUCCUCAGAGACCGCGCCCUUGGAACGCGUCGUGUGAGGAACAACUGCACAGGUCACAUUGUCUUCGCCAAUGACGCCGAAGACAUUAAGAGCCAUCCCUUCUUCCGCAGCAUCCAGUGGUCAACCCUGCAUAUGACAAGGCCGCCAUUUGUCCCGCGCGUACAUGGAGGCCAGCCUAUUACGAAGUACUUCGAUGACGAGGCCGAGAUCAUGAGCACUUCUGACCAUCUUGACUCCUCGAGCUACGACACUGCUCCUGACGAUACCACCCCUCGGCUGGAAGCGCCGGCUCCUGCAGUUCAGGCGCAAUUAGCUCCGGCGGCCACGGCUGAUCAAGUCCUUGUCGUCCCGUCACCUGUGUACGAAGCUUCUUCCUCUCUCAAAGGACCCGGUAAAAUGAGGAGGCGUAAGAAGGAGAAGAAAAGACCACGCGACAAGCUGCUCCGUGAUGCGCAAGUUGGCCGAACAGUGCUGGAGAUCCGCAAGAAAGGUGCUUUCAUGGGCUAUACGUAUCGGCGGCCGCAGUUUACUUUGCCGGAGCUGGAGGAUAGGAUUGCUGCGAGGGCUGGCCCGCUGCCGAGGCCCAGCCUGAUUCAAGUGAGUGCGUGAGCGGGGGGUGGCUUGAAUGGUGGGCGUUUCUUGCGUUGCAUCGUUGUCCUUUUGGCGCUUUGAGUUAUUCUUAUGGUAUUGCUACAAUUCACCUGUGUCUCUUUGCUACUAGCUGUUCUUCUCAUCGCCAUUGGUUGUCCCCGCAUGCCGAUGCAUGAAGACUUGUAUCCCUAGCUACCUGGUGCUUCGUGGUUGUCCCAGGGAAGUACCGAGAGAUGCCCGCGAGGAGUUCGGCAAAUUCG
Messenger RNA from Trematosphaeria pertusa, 3636 nucleotides. RefSeq names its product kinase-like protein. Gene Ontology annotation, biological process: intracellular signal transduction; peptidyl-serine phosphorylation. Gene Ontology annotation, molecular function: protein serine/threonine kinase activity; ATP binding. The transcript has 4 exons. Lineage: Eukaryota; Fungi; Ascomycota; Dothideomycetes; Pleosporales; Trematosphaeriaceae. Bases 455 to 3394 code for a protein of 979 amino acids. The record is from RefSeq and is a predicted model, not a curated record.